AUGACGGGCGUCCGCCGUUCGCAGAGAUGCCAGAACUGCAGAGCAAGGAAGAUCAAGUGUGACCAAAAUUGGCCGAGAUGCGGGCAUUGCAAGCGCACGAACCGAAGCUGCUCUGGACCCUCGCCAUUGACAAAGUUUGUCGGCCAAAGCAAUGAUCACCGCUUCCAGUCCAACAUCAACUGCAAAUCCCAAACUGCUCCCAUCCCCCCAGGAGAGGCCGCCGUCCUCGUCAAUCAUCAUCCGCUAAGGCCAUUCAAUGACGGGUCCGCCUCCUACGGCGUCUUCCGUCUGGAGGCGCCCUGUCUCGAGAUACCUCGCGCCAGACUCACCACUUCCGCUGACCGGGUGUCUGCCAGGCUUGCGGGUCUCCUAGAACGAGGCUCUGAAGCUGGCGUACGCAUACAAAUGAGCUAUCUCCCAUUCUUGCCGCAGAGGCUAUCGCGCAGCGCUUGCUUGCGCGAUUGUACAGGCCUUUUCUGCUUCGCUUGGAAUGGAUAUCGGCGUCGGGAGCCAGUCUCGAAGCUUCUUUUAACGAGCCAUUACAACAAGGCGAUCCGAAGCUUGCAGCAUGCAAUAACUGGAGGGCAGACAUACGAUGUCGAGACGCUUUGUGCAAUAGCUCUUUUGGAACGUGCCAGCUCCUUAUUUGGCCAACCACAAAGCGCCUUGGCUCAUAGACAUGCAAUACGUCACGUCCUUCAAGCAAAACGAAGUCCGACCAUCGGAGAUGAACUUGAUAUCACUCUCACCUACGAAAAUCAAUGGCUCAAGGCACUACCAGCAGUUACCGGUCCGUCCGACAACGAUGUCCCUUUAGAUCCAGGUUGGCUUGAGGUUAUUGAGAAAUUUCAGAGCGAACCACCAGUCGCUGAAGAGUUUUCUUGCUUUUCUGGGGAAUUCUCUUCCAUCAAAGAAGCUGCGGGCAAGAUGAUGUCCUGGAUUGGGGAUAUCGGGCAGAUCUUGGGCAGCCCGGCCAAGAUGAAGGGACUCAAGGAGACCUUAGUCCAGGAUCUUUUCCAUCACGAGAAAGUCCUGGAAGCUGUCACCGUCAGAGUUUUGGACAGGGGUUUGGUCUUGGGUUCAAUAAUUGAGAUGCCUGACUUGACCUUUUUUGCAGGUCGCAAGUAUGACUUUGCGUCUGUUGCUUUGGCUCACUACUUUGCAGAAUUACUCGCCAUGCGAAGAGGCAUUUUGAGGAUAGCCAAUGACCUAAUUGCACUAUACGGGACUCCAGACGAGAGUAUUCUCGAAAGCUUUCGAGAGCUGUCCAUCCAACAAUGGAUGAUCUUUCCGUACCUCUCAGAGAUGAACGCGGUGUCGCACCACUUUCUUACACCGUGUAUGAAACCGUCUCUCGAGGUGGUCAGCAGCUUCGAAAAUGAAUUCCUAGUAGAUUUGUUAUCAUCUGCAAACAGACAUCAUACUUGGGUUGAGAGUUGA
Molecule: messenger RNA, 1440 nt
Organism: Clonostachys rhizophaga
Lineage: Eukaryota; Fungi; Ascomycota; Sordariomycetes; Hypocreales; Bionectriaceae
Source: the annotation of a GenBank genome assembly